Molecule: messenger RNA, 430 nt
Organism: Corylus avellana
Lineage: Eukaryota; Viridiplantae; Streptophyta; Magnoliopsida; Fagales; Betulaceae
Source: RefSeq, a predicted model, not a curated record
CCGCUUUAGAGACUACACAAAAAAAGAAAGAAAAAAAACGCUGAAACGUGAAUGAGAGGAUUUUGAGGGAGCUGAGACAGCGCGAGAAAUGUCGAGAGACGGAGAGGAAGAGAGUGUGGAGGAGGGGGCACCUUCGAGCGGCAUCAUCAGAGUGAGAGCGAGGCAUGACCCUUUUCUGGUGGUCUGUAGGUGUUUCAGCGUCAUCACCGCCGCCGUCGCCCUCCUCUGCAUUGCAGUCAAUGUUAUGUCCGCCAUUCGAUCCUUCGAGAAUGGAUCUGAUAUAUUCGAUGGGAUAUUUCGGUGUUACGCGGUUCUGAUUGCGUGCUUUGUGGUUCUGGCUGAGACGGAAUGGGCAUUCAUACUGAAGUUCUGGCAGGUUUGCUUUGUUGAUUUGCGUUGUGAAUUGUUGUUUUAACGAAUUUGAAUUUGA